GAUGGCUACAUAUGGGACUGUCGGUGAAUUUGUGGAGGGACACGAGGACUGGACGGAGUAUGAAGAAAGGUUGGGACACUUUUUCUCUGCUAAUGGGAUUACAGAAGAGGAUAAAAAGCGCUCUAUUCUCCUGAGUGCGUGUGGAGCAAAGACUUAUAAGUUGAUAAGGAACUUGGCCACACCGCGGAAACCGGGAGAGAUCCCAUAUGAUGAUCUUGUCACGCUCGUGGGAAACCACCACAAUCCAAAACCUUCUGUGAUAGUCCAAAGAUUCAAGUUUCACAGCUACUUCAGGAGGCAAGGUCAGUCUGUGGCUAACUUUGUAGCCGAGUUACGGCAGCUGUCAGAACAUUGUGAUUUCGGGGCAGUGUUAGAUGAUAUGCUACGUGACAGAUUAGUGUGCGGCAUUAAUAAUGACGCCACACAACGCCGCCUGCUGGGGGAAACUCCACCACUGACGUUCAAGAAAGCUCUGGAAAUCUCCCAAGGCAUGGAGAUGGCUGCUAAUAAUGCCAAGGAUAUCCAGAAAGGACAUGGAGGAGCACAAACAGCAGCAGUGCACCAUGUCAGGAGAGAGACUGGUAAGCAUGAAAGAAAAGUGGAGUGUUUUCGUUGUGGAGGGGGACACUAUGCAAAUGACUGUAAAUUUAAAGACGUUGUUUGUCAUGCUUGUAACAAAAAGGGACAUUUAGCCAAAAAGUGCAGAAGCUCAAAGGGGAAGGGCAAGCCGGGGCUGGGAAAAAUGCAGCAGGCUCAGGCAGCCACACAUCACCUAGAUGAAGAAGAUAAAGAGGCUGUGUGUUCUUUUAACAUGUUUGGUGUGGAAACGGAUGAAGAACCACCUGAGCCUUACUAUGCAACAGUCACUGUAGGAGGGCAGGACAUUAAGUUUGAGAUUGAUUCAGGAGCUACAGCCUCCGUUAUCAGUGAAGACACUUACAGGAGGACGUGGGGGUUUAACCAGCCUCCCAUCCGCCCAUCAAAGCUCAAACUUAGGACCUAUACAGGGCAGCCCAUUCCUCAUUUGGGAGUGGUUUAUGUGGACAUUUUAGCAGAGGGUCAAAAAGCUAAAGGCAGGCUGGUGAUCGCUAAAGGCAGAGGGCCCAGUCUUUUGGGCCGCGAUGUGCUUAGAAAAAUCCGACUCAACUGGCAUGAAAUAAAAUAUGCAAGCACAACAGAGGUCACUCUGCAGCGAUACAGUGAUGUGUUCAAGGAUGAGCUGGGAACACUUAAGGGCAUGACAGUAAAGCUCCAUGUUGACCCUGAAGCCACACCUAGGUUUUUCAAGCCCAGAGCAGUGCCCUAUGCCAUGAAAGGCAAAGUUGAAGAGGAACUGGAACGAUUACAGAAGCUGGGCAUCAUCAAGCCCGUCCAGUUUUCAAGGUGGGCAGCACCCAUUGUUCCAGUGUUAAAGGAGGACAAAACUGCACGGAUAUGUGGGGACUACAAAGUCACAGUGAAUCAGGUCUCUAAGCUGGAGGAGUAUCCAUUGCCACGCAUAGACGACCUGUUUGCGACCCUGGCAGGGGGUAAGCUGUUCACAAAGCUGGACAUGAGCCAGGCCUACCAACAGCUACUGCUCGACGAGGAUUCAAAAGAGUACGUCACGAUCAACACACACAAAGGUUUAUUCAAAUACAAUCGCCUGGUGUUUGGAGUGGCAUCCAGUCCUGCCAUUUUCCAAAGAACAAUGGACACUCUGCUGCAGGGGAUUCCGCAUGUAGCAGUGUACUUAGAUGAUAUUUUGGUCACAGGGGCCACGGAGGUGGAGCAUCUGGCUAACUUGGAAGAGGUGCUGAAGAGACUCUCAGAAGCAGGGCUGCGAUUAAAGCGCAGCAAAUGUGUGUUUCUAGCACCAAGUGUGACCUAUCUGGGACACAGGAUCACAGCACAGGGACUCUGCCCAGUGGAAGACAAAGUGAGAGCUAUUAAGGAAGCUCCAAACCCCAAAUGCAUCACUGAACUCAGAUCGUUCUUAGGCAUGGUGAACUAUUAUGGCAAGUUUCUGCCCGACCUCUCAAAAGUUUUGGCCCCACUGUACAAGUUGCUUCACAAUGACACGAAAUGGCAGUGGUGUGAGGAGCAGGAGGCAGCUUUCAAGGAAGUGAAAGAGCUCCUCCAUUCAGCAACGCUCCUGGUUCACUAUGACCCGGAUAAACAGAUAACACUUUCAUGCGACGCCUCGCCCUAUGGAGUCGGGGCAGUUCUUUCGCAUGUAAUGGAGGACGGAUCAGAGAAGCCGGUUGGCUUUGCUUCACGUACCCUGACAAAAGCGGAGCAGGGAUACUCACAGCUAGACAAAGAAGGUCUGGCCAUCGUGUUCGCUGUCAAGCGCUUUCAUCAGUAUCUCUAUGGUCGCGCAUUCAAGAUCUACACAGACCAUAAGCCACUGAUGAGCCUGUUCAGUGAGACCAAAUGUAUCCCACCGCUGGCCUCAGCCAGGAUACAACGUUGGGCGCUCACACUGUCAGCCUACCAGUACGCCAUAGAGUACAGAGCAGGUAAGGAUAACGCAAAUGCCGAUGCACUGAGUCGGCUGCCUUUACCUGACACGCCUGCUGUUACUUAUGUGCCUCCAGAGACUGUUUUCUCACUGGAAAAGCUGGAAGAGACACCUGUGAAAGCAUCCCGGAUCAAACAGUGGACAGAGAGGGACCCAGUCAUGUCCCAAGUAAAAACUUUCCUUUUACAAGGCUGGCCCAGUGUGAUAGAAGGAGAGGAGUUGAGGCCUUAUACUAAACGUAAAACUGAACUGAGUCUGCAAGAUGGCUGCAUCUUUUGGGGUGCGAGGGUCAUUGUACCUCCCCCAGGCCGUUCACAGAUUGUGGAGGAAAUACAUGAGACUCAUCCAGGUGCAUCGCGGAUGAAAAGCCUCGCAAGAUCCUAUGUCUGGUGGCCAGGACUGGAUAAGGAUCUGGAGGACAAAGUGAAAGGAUGCACGCAGUGUCAGAUUAAUCAGACCAUGCCUCCACCUGCUCCUUUGCACCCAUGGGAGUGGCCAGACCGUCCCUGGUCUAGGCUACAUAUGGACUUUGCGGGCCCUUUUAAGGGGCAGAUGUUUCUCCUAAUGGUGGAUGCGCAUUCUAAAUGGAUUGAGGCCCACAUCAUGAGCAACAUCACAGCCCCCACAACCAUCGACAAACUCAGGCAAGUGUUUGCAGUACACGGCUUGCCUGACACACUAGUCACUGAUAAUGGUCCGACUUUCACCAGCGAGUUGUUCAGUGAGUUCAUGCAACAGAACGGCAUUCAUCACAUAAGAACAGCUCCUUUCCACCCAGCCUCAAAUGGACUGGCGGAGCGGGCUGUUCAGACAGUGAAGGAGGGCCUGAAGCGAAUGACAGGUGACUCACUCAGCACUCAGCUUUCACGAUUCCUGUUUAAAUACCGCCUCACGCCACAGACUACAACGGGGCGCACGCCAGCAGAGAUGCUGAUGGGGCGUCGGCCCAAGUCAAGACUGGACCUGCUGCGUCCGGACAUGAAGGCAAAAGUGCAGGGAAAGCAGGAAAAACAGAAAGAAAGACAUGAUCAACAUGCACGUGAGAGACAGUUGAAACCAGAUGACUGUGUCUAUGUGAGAAACUUCAGCAGCAACAGCAACCAGCAGUGGCUACCUGGGAUUAUUCUCAAGAGGAGUGGGCCAGUUUCCUACGUUGUUAAGCUGACUGAUGGACGUAUCUUCCGCAGACAUCAGGACCAUGUGCGCCUGCGGCAGGAUACAGGCUCAGAGACAGACAGUUCCACUGAGUUUCCAGGGGCUGGACCAACAGCAGUAGGGGUGGGUUCGCCAGAGUCUGAGACAAGGACAGAGGCUUCUGUUUCCUCUGGAGAGGAUGGACACUCUCACACUGACAUCCAGACCUCUCCCAGUCUCCCUACACCAGAUCCACCGAAGUCACCCACACCAGCGGUGUCUGCUGGGUCACCAGAGGUAGUGCGAAGGUCGCAUCGCACUCGCAAACCUCCAGACAGACUGAAUGUGUGACUGAAAGUUUAAAU
This is a messenger RNA of Entelurus aequoreus (snake pipefish), 4002 nucleotides long. RefSeq lists its product as uncharacterized. The record is from RefSeq and is a predicted model, not a curated record. NCBI's taxonomy places the organism in Eukaryota, Metazoa, Chordata, Actinopteri, Syngnathiformes, Syngnathidae. Gene Ontology annotation, molecular function: zinc ion binding; nucleic acid binding; aspartic-type endopeptidase activity. Gene Ontology annotation, biological process: proteolysis; DNA integration. Bases 2 to 3988 code for a protein of 1328 amino acids. The transcript has a single exon.